Molecule: messenger RNA, 1985 nt
Organism: Scomber japonicus (chub mackerel)
Lineage: Eukaryota; Metazoa; Chordata; Actinopteri; Scombriformes; Scombridae
Gene: arhgap36
Product: Rho GTPase activating protein 36
Biological process (GO): signal transduction
Source: RefSeq, a predicted model, not a curated record
CCUGACUCAUGCUUCUGCUGGAUGGACCUAUGCCGAUCACAUCCACACCUCCAGCUGUGCACAAAGGAGAUCGACCUGUGCGAAAAGAGAUGCAUUUCUACUAUAUGGGGGACCACGAGUGGACCACCAUGUUGGGUCAGAGUGUACGUUUGCAGCCGGUGCCCAUCCAAAACUUAUCAGAGCUAGAACGAGCCCGGUUACAGGAAGUCGCCUAUUACCACCUUGAGGAGAGGGACCUGGAUCUGAAGGUCAGCAUUCCCAGAGAAACACGCAAACGGAGAAAAUCUCUACGCAGGAAGUUUGACUCCUUUUCAAAGGAAAAGAAAGAGCGAGAGUCGGACCCGAAGUCGUUUGGCAUCCCGCUCUAUGCCCUAAAGGAGAGCAGGCGCGACUGCUUGGACCUGGAGGCCAGCAUCAUGCGCUUCAGGGCCGAGAAGCGGCAGCUCUUCAACGGGAAUAAGCCGCUGAUCAGCCCCUCGUCCAUCACAGGCGGAGGAGUUCCUGGCUCGCCGUCCGCAAACUCUGUGGCACCGGCGCCGAUUUUUGAGAACCAGAAUAAACCGCUGUCACCAACGUUUCUGGAUAAUACCGGACGAGGACAGAGAAGGGGCGGACUGUCCGUCGACUCCAUUUCUGACCUGGUGGAGAGUCAGUCCCGCCUGUUGGAGGCUCUGCAGCUUUCCCACCCGGCCGAGCUGGAGCUGAAGAAAUCACCAGGAGGAAGCUCAGGAGGAGAAGGGAGGACGCAGACCAAGCUAAGCCUCAACCCCAUCUACAGACAGGUUCCCCAAGUGCUGGAAAGAUGCUGCACUCACAUCGAGAACUACGGUCUUCAGACUGUUGGGAUUUUCAGAGUCGGGAGCUCCAAGAAGAGAGUGAGACAGCUGCGUGAGGACUUCGACGUGGGGGUGGACGUCCAGCUGGAUGAGGAGCACAGCGUCCAUGACGUGGCGGCGUUGCUCAAAGAGUUUCUCAGAGACAUGCCUGAUCCUCUGCUACCCAGAGAGCUUUACCCCGCCUUCCUGCACGCCAACCUGUUGAGAGGAGCAGACCAGUUGCAAUACCUGCAGCACCUCCUCUACCUGCUGCCUCCCUGCAACUGCGACACCCUGCUGCGCCUCCUCACCUUGUUACACACCGUGCAGAGCUUCGCCCAGGACAGCAUAGGAACCAACAACGAGGAGAUCAACGGUAACAAGAUGACGGCUGCUAACCUGGCGGUGAUCUUUGGGCCCAACCUGCUGCAGAAGGAAAGAGGAGGAGACAUAAGUCCUCUCACGAUGGGGAUCGAGGACAGCACGGCGAUCAUCAGUGUCACUCUGGUCCUCAUACAGAACUACAGGAGGCUCUUCACGGUGUCUGCAGAGCUGCAACAGGAAGUCCUGAUGAGUCUAAUCCAGACCGACCCGGACAUAAUUGACUAUCUGUUGCGCAGGAAACUCAGCGGCUGUCAUCUGACGGUGGACAGCAGCAGCGAGACGGGGGGUCGUCGGGAUACAGGGGCGUCUCUGGACUCUGUCGGGGCGUCGAGUGGGAGUCUGUCCCCGCUGGAGCCCCCCUCUCCUCUCUUCCCCCCCGACGGGAGCGGAGGCGAGGGAAGCCUGACCAGCGAGAUCUUCCUCAACGUGCUUAAACUGAACCAGAACAGGAAGCGGCAGGAGACGAGAUACGGUAAAUCCAUCCGACACAUGCGUCAGUUCCACUCCCACCACAACCUGCUCAGCCUGUCCCAGUCCUCCUCCUCCUCCAACACCAGACUCCACAUGCAGGACUCGGACACCCAGGACCGCCGGGGCCCGCUGGGGUCGGCGCUGAGCUACGCGCUGAGCGGCGGGGGAAGCGGCAGCUGCUCCAGUCUGAGCGGCUCCUCCGAGAGCAGCAUCUGGGUGAGGCAGGCGCCGCAGGAGGAGAGCAAGCCGUCACCCGCCGCCAACUUCUGGGACUUCUUCACCGGGAAAGGGUCGAGCUCGGAGACGAUGGUAUGA